Messenger RNA from Orbicella faveolata, 4234 nucleotides. RefSeq lists its product as uncharacterized. The record is from RefSeq and is a predicted model, not a curated record. NCBI's taxonomy places the organism in Eukaryota, Metazoa, Cnidaria, Anthozoa, Scleractinia, Merulinidae.
AAGGGUGCACUGAAGCCUUAAAAGGGGUUUUAAGAUGAGUUACGCCUAAUCUCCACAAGGGGUAAGGUCAAGUUUAAUAAGUCUGGAAGAUUUGUUUUGAUUUUGUUUUACUCUGUGGUCAUGUCUCACAACAAAAAAACCGCAAAUACUAAUUAAGUAGUUCAGUAGGUACUCAGCAUAGGCCAAAUAACUUCAAGAGGAUUGUAAGUCUAGUGAAAAUGAAAAUCUAAAUAACAAUCAUUGCCAUCGCAUAGCCUGAGAAUAAACUUCAUUUUAAGGGAUAAAAGAAAUCAUAGCUGUGCGAGUUUCCGAUGUUUUCUAACAUCACUAUUGUCAAAGGGCAAACGUGACUGUAAGAAGUAAUAUAAGUUGUAAGUGAGUGAACACAAACCACAACUGUCUCUGCAUGAUAAGUGAGGGUGGAAUGAAUAAAAUUCAGACAACCAAUUUUAUUUAUUCCACCCUUACCCAAGAACCCAAGAACUGAUCAUGACUGAUCUAGAUUGCAGGACUGAGGAAAGGAUUCCGGAAUGCUUCGAUCGACAAUUACUGAAAAAGGAGAUUGAGAUGAAGGCAAAACCGCAACAAUCGCAACAAAGCCAGACCAACAUAUUCCGCAAUCCUGUUUGGAAUAGUGCACUCGGAACUUGUACCAAUCAAGUUGAUCAAGGGGGCUCCCGACGGGAUAUCGAGAGGGCAACGAAUUCUUUAGGGACCUGCAGCCCUUCCAGACUGCAACACCGUUGUGUUGAAGGUUACACUAACGAUGUCAAAAGCAUUAUACCUCCAAGGCCGAUACGUGUGUGUUCUGCAGUGGACAAUGGAAUGUCAUCAGAUUUUAAUUCAAUGGAAAUGUGUUUUGAUGGCUCUUGGCGAUCGCCGGCUUCCUCUGGUUUGUCAAGCGUGUCAGACGUAAUUGAAAGAAAGCUAUCUUCCGAAAGCAUUGACUCAGAGAUUCUACCCUCGAGCUUGGAUGCUGCACCAAGUCUUGAUGAUGUCUUUGAUGUUCUUGAUGAAAUGGAUCCCUUUGAGCCAGAUCUUACCAUAAAUGCACAUGCUCCCUUGUCAGCGCCAUCAACUCCAUUCAUGCCCCAGCUUUACUGGUCUGAUAGCCUAUAUCAGCCACCUAGUGGCUUAAAUGCGUGCAAUUCAUUUCAGCCCUUUCACUUUGGCCUCGUAAAAAGUCUUCAAAACCCUUCACGAGGUUUGAUCACAGCUAUGAGAAGGCUUUGUGAGUUACUUUCAAAACCAAGAUCGGAUCAUUUGGAAUCUGUCUUUGUUCGUCUUCUUAACAGCACCUUAAACGAUAUGGAAGAUGCCGCACAACCUCAAUCCAAACGUCCGAGGCGGAACUACGAGAGGCUGCCUGUCUCUAAGAGGAAACGACCAAACAAGUCUUCAGGCGAUGCUGAAAGCGGAUACGAAUCAGCUAGCAUCAGGCAGAGUCGUGCCCGCACUUCAAAGUCUCACUCUCUGCCAGUUAUUUCCUCUAGGGUAGACAGGCGUACAGAAACUGUGGAUUUAACUGGCUCUGAAGAGUGUGAAGAACAGAAGCAACAUGAUAGUAAAGCAACUCAAAAGGAACCAUUUGUUGCUCUAGAGGAUACCAUGUCAGCCUUCAUAGAAAGUUUCUUUUCUAAGUCCUUGUCCAAAACUGUAAACUAUCAAGAGACAUCGGAUAAAUUGGAAGACUUUGUAAACUGAAUUAAUUAAUAAGAUUUUCUAUUUGAACAUUCAUUGACAUUUAUUGAGUCAGCAGAAACUAUACACAGUUAUCACGUUAACUUUGACAUAAGAAAUAUAAAGUAGUGCUCUCUUGUUCCUCGAGUUUUUUCUAUUCAUGCGCUCUACAGCUUCAAUAAUUGUCAAUAUUUGUUAGUAUGUUACCGAUUGAUAGUUCUUUGAAUUGGCGGCACACCGCUACAUCGCCUGUCACUCAUUUCAUGCACUAGAGAUGUAAAAAUCGAAAGGUUAUUUUGCCUGCCAGAUGAGCUGUUUAUAACAAAUCCAAGUUGAAGGUCUCGUACUUUGUUAUUCAUAAAAGAAGAUAAAGAGUAACUUAGUUAAUCCUCUUCAUAGGCCUUAUUACCGAAGUAAUCCCGGUGCCCAGGUACCCAAGGAACUCAGCACUCCAGUGGAUAAUGUUACCACGAGCGUUGCGUGGGUGUAUUCUUGGAGGAUGACAAUCUAGGGUAGUCUGCGUGUGAAAAAUCCUCGUCACAGGAUCGUGAGCGCGAGCUAAACCCACCUGGGAUUUUCAAAACCGAGAGGGAUUUCCCUAGGGUAAAUGGGAAAUAGACGGAUUCGGCUAACGUGUUUACAGCCUUGUCACCACACAAUUCAUACCACUCGAUGAUUCAUUUGAGAGGUUACAGUUGUGCAAUUUGCUAAACUCACCUGAUUACAUGGGAGUAUGUACAAACAGAUUAAUUGUAACCUCCCAAAUGAAUCAUCACAUGAUCUGAAUUGAGUGACAACAAGGAUGUAAACACACUAGCCGAAUCCGUUAAUAGGCCCUUUACAGGAUCUGGUCACAUAGUACAAAAUCACACGUGCUGAGACGCAAGUCGCACAGUGGGACUUCCAAAACAAAGCAACUCGUACCAGUCCACCUUGAGCUGCCUUUGUUUAGGAAGUCCCACUGUGCAGCUUGUGUCCCAUCAUGUGUUAUUUUGUACCAUGUGACCGGAUCCUGCGAAGGGUCUAUUCUCUUGCCCUUACUCCUCUCUUGUUAUUCAGCAUUCUCAUACAUACUCGAGGAUGGUAUAUCAUGAGCUGGUAAAAUACCCUGACAAGUAGUACACCAAGGAAAAAGUUCACACAACUGAACAAUAAAUAAAAGAUUACUAUAUAAAUAACAACCCAAUAUAGCGCUCUGAUUAAUUCUAUGACUCUAGUACACUGGAGCUACUGCAAAUUUGCAUCUUACACAUGCACCACGUUGUGCAUGGAAUUUUGGAAAUGAAAAAACGCAAUAAAAUUGUGUUAUGAGAAAAACAAUCUUUUCUUGAAGAAGUCAGAAAAGGACACCAUAAAGUGAUGAGAAAAACGGUGAGAAAAAAUUAGCCGAUAGUGUGUUAAGUGAUGUAAUUAAGUCUGUGGACAAACAAGCAUUAAAUUUUUUAACACUAGAUCAAUCAACAAUAGCAACAGAUGAUCCUAUGGUGACCCUCUUACCAUUCCCCCUUUCUUACAACUGCUCCCUCCAUUCCCCCCUCUGCCACCUCUGCUUACCCUGCCAUGUUUAUCCAGAUGCCAAGAAGACACAUUCGACUUGCUACAGCGGGCGUGUUAACCCAGGUGCGUUGGCAACGAUGUAUCAGCUGUUUCGCCUCUCUCUAAAAGAACUGGAGAUAAAUACUGGAACUGUCAUAAUAUUCCAGUGAUAUAUUUCUGUCAACCCUUCCCUCCCCUCUUUCAUGCAGACAUGUCUCCCACAUUGGGUCUGAAAAAGAGGAGCUGCUAUUGUGAGUUGUCAGUUAAAAGUUUGUCUAUUUGUCUAUUUAUCUGUGGUUCUUGUUUUGAUGAGUUGGUCAGGAAUCGUGAAGUUCGCGUGGAUUAAAUCCAAGUCAAGUGGAUACCGCAAAGCCGGGGUAUAUUGCAUGUACUACUAACCGAUUUAAGAGGGCGUCGUAUGGCAUCGAAAUUAACAAUCAGGGCAGGCCAAACGUGUGUUGUGAUGGCUGUAAACCGGAGCGGCUGAAUUUGUUUUGGUGUUGACAACUUUAAAUUGUUAACUGACUUUGCUUUUCCAAUUUCUAAACAUCACCUUCUGCUAGCUAACAAUUUAUCGAUAUCCACCAAAGCGAGACACUUAAUUUUAAUGGCUCGUAGGUGUUUCCUGUUGACAAUAUUGUGCAUGAAUCUUAUUGUUCGUUAGCCAGGCCUUUGUACAUUGAGGAAUAUUAACUGAUUGUUCUACCAAGGAGAAAAACAGUGGAAAUCUAGAUUGUUUGGCAUGUUUGCACCUGUUCCACUCCUGCCGCCUUACUCCCUUAAAACACGUUAGUAAACGCUUAGUGAAUGCUUGCAGAGGUCGCCUAGUGUUGUUUUCUGUUCCCAUCAAGCUAGUAAAUAUACAAAGUGCUAGCCUGUAACAAAGCUCUCCAGCCCGGCACCUAUGGAGCGUCUUCGCUCUCACCAAUUAUUUUUUACAUGAUUUAUUUCUUUUAUUCAAACGGUUCAUUUAAUUUUGAGAUAGGAAUUGCCAUCAAUCAUAAUGUCGCAUACAAUG